This is a messenger RNA of Rhododendron vialii, 1636 nucleotides long. Its product is annotated as protein GAMETE CELL DEFECTIVE 1, mitochondrial. NCBI's taxonomy places the organism in Eukaryota, Viridiplantae, Streptophyta, Magnoliopsida, Ericales, Ericaceae. The transcript is spliced from 4 exons. The record is from RefSeq and is a predicted model, not a curated record. Bases 308 to 1408 code for a protein of 366 amino acids.
AGCCCCCUUUUCCUCCAAAGCUACUUCUCUCUCUCUCUCUCUCUCUCUCUCUCUCUCUCUCUCCCCAACCGUUCGUCGAGCAUAAAUGCAUAAUACGACAGCUAAGCUGAAUCAAGAGCACGUUGAUUUGGGGAGUUUGUAUCAGUUUUUAAGUUUUUGUCGAUCAAAGAGAGUGAAUUAGGGUUUAGGGUUUAAAGUCAGCAGCUGUUGCAGGGUCUUGAUUUCUUUUAUUUCAGGUAUAAUUUCUCAGCAGCUGUUGCAGGGUCUUGAUUUCUUUUAUUUCAGGAUAUAGUGGCAAAGCAGAAUUAUGAACAUGCGAAUUUUGCAGCGUGUUAUAUCUCAAAUUUCUGCUGCUCCAAGCACCAACACAUUGAGAAAUGAAACCAAGUCCUUGAAUCCAAAGUUUUCUCUUAGUUCUCGAAUUUUUUCGACCAAGUCUGAUGGUGGUGGAGACAAAGAGGGUGGUGAGUCGGGGAAGCAAACUGGUGGAACUAAACCUUCUGCUGAUGAGUUGGGUUGGGAUGUUUCCUCUUCAUGGUCAACGGGAUUGACCAGGGAGCAUUUUGAUGGAGAGGUGGUUGGUCAUCAGAUUACCUCUCCCUCUCCUGGUGCUAAAGAUAAUAUUCCCCCUCAGUUUCCAUCCACAACUUCUCAAGAGAUAGACCAUUUAAAAUUAAUGGAAGCAGAGAACCGCAAGGCCAAAGCAUUUGUCGAUGGAUGGGGCGAGAGGAUGCGUGAAAUGAGUGUAUUGAUGAAGCAGGUUAGAGAGCCUGGGGCAAGAGGCUCAUAUCUUAAGGAUUCUGAGAAAGCAGAAAUGUAUCGGCUUCACAAGGAGAACCCAGAAAUGUAUACGGUUGAAAAGUUGGCUAAAGAUUAUAGGAUUAUGAGGCAGAGGGUGCAUGCGAUUUUGUGGCUCAAAGAGCUUGAAGAGGAAGAAGAGAAAAAGCUUGGGCAUCCUCUGGAUGACUCUGUCGAGCUCUUGCUCGACACUUGCCCUGAAUUCUUCAAUUCUCAUGACAGAGAAUUCCAUGUCGCGUCUCUUCCCUACAAACCAAAUUUUAAGGUAAUGCCUGAGGGGUGGGAUGGCACCACAAAGGACCCAGAUGAAGUCCAUUAUGAUAUAUCCAUGAAGGAAGAUGAAAUGUUAUAUCAGGAGUUUGUGCAGAGGAUGAAUUUCAACAAGAUGAAGAUGGCAGGGAUGGUGAAACACCACAAGCAUAGCCGGAAGCGUCCCGAUGAGGGCUGGAAUAUCACAGUGGAGAAACUGGGCCCGCGGGAUAAGCGUGGAAAUGGUGGUGGGUGGAGGUUCAUUAGCGAGCCAGAUGGUUCUAGCAGACCUCUGAAUGAAACAGAGAAAAUGUAUGUGAAGCGAGAAACUCCACGCAGGCGACGCAAGAUACUCCCAUGAUGUCAUGAGAUAGAUUUCAUAAACAGUACCUGGCGCUCUCAGGUCUUUUUUGAUGUAUUCUCUUGGUUCUUAAAUGUUCACUCUGACAGAUUUGAACUUUUGACCAACAAAUGUAUUCGCAAGAUGAAAUGCCGAAACGCAGAACUUAAUUUUAUCUGUUCCUGUCUUACUCGAUACUGUUGCAGCGCCUACAGAUGGUUUGAGUUAAUUAGUUUGAUUUGGAUCGAA